Messenger RNA from Brienomyrus brachyistius, 1018 nucleotides. RefSeq names its product trissin receptor. The record is from RefSeq and is a predicted model, not a curated record. NCBI's taxonomy places the organism in Eukaryota, Metazoa, Chordata, Actinopteri, Osteoglossiformes, Mormyridae. Gene Ontology annotation, biological process: neuropeptide signaling pathway. Bases 3 to 1004 code for a protein of 333 amino acids. The transcript has a single exon. Gene Ontology annotation, cellular component: membrane. Gene Ontology annotation, molecular function: corazonin receptor activity.
UCAUGGAGCACCAGGAGUGGAUGGGAAGUAAUAAAAGCAGCUUUCCAGAUCAAAUGGAUGGAUUCAGAAAGCAACUGCUAAUCAUCCAGUUCUUCUUAUCCAUAACCGGAAUUCUGGGAAACAUCAUUCUAUUUGCAUCUAUCAUCAGAAUGAAUCACAUGAAGACCUUUGAGAUCUUCUUGUUUGGACUAGCCACUUCAAACCUGGUAAUGCUCAUAAAUGUGGAGGUUUAUGAUGUGACGCUCCUCUUUUACUCACAGUCAUGGUCUUUGCCUUUAAACUGCUGCAGUGCCGUGAGAUUUCUCAAGGUUUUUGGGGUCACCGCUUCAAUGUACUUCACAGUGCUGAUCUGUGCUUUCCGCUACCAGAAGCUUCGGGAUGCUGGGACACGAGGACAGAUGCCGGUGCCUUUGGACAACAUCCUUGUAGCCGGUGUGGCCAGCUGGGUCGGUAUGCUUCUGGCUGCCAUUCUGGCAGUCCCCACUUUUUUCAUCGAUUUUGAUGUGUCCACCUACACCGGCAAUGUCAGCUGCUCCAUGGACAUCUUCCAUUGUUUCCAGGGGCCCUGCCCAGUCGCCCAUGCCAUAUAUAAGUAUGUGUUCCUCCUCAUCCUGAAUUUCUUGCCCUUUGUCAUUGUCACUGGCUGUAGCUGCCUCAUCCUUCGGAUCAUUCUGCAUCAGCAAAAGCUCAUACAUGACCAUGAACUCAUUGAGGAUGUUCAUCACCACAUGCACCAUCAUCAUCACCAUCAUCAUCAUGAUCAUCAUCAUCAUCACCAUCAUCAUCACAACCUCCACAAGAGCACCAUUGCAAUCCUGGCUGCUAUGGGAAUCUGCCAGGUGACAUGGGCAUCAUACCUGACUUUGUACUUAGCUUUCGAUUCUUAUACAUUCCAGUUUUGGCCUGAAGCUGAAUUCUACAUCACCACCCUAUAUGCCACCAUCAGCCCAUAUGUGUACGGUAUUGGAAAUAACUUCUUCUCUAUUAAUCACUGCAUUAGGUGAAUUUGCUUCUUUUU